AGUUACGAAUAUGACCCUUGGCUUGGUGUUUUACCUUCAUUAACGGUCACCUGACCUGACGAGCCCCUAUCUCCUCUCUCUAUCUCUCUGUCUCUCUGUGAGUGUACCCACCAGACCCCAUUUACCAUUUUCCAUGUCGAGGUUCUCUGAGAACGAGAUCUUCAGCUUACUGGGCUGGCUGUGACUGUGAUUGCUAAGCGGGGACUAGCUUCGCCACACCUGGCGGAGACGCUCUGAUCUGAAAUCUCGUUCAAUUUGGCGUUCGGGAAUCGGUGAUGCUGAAGUGUAUACCCUGCUCCAAGCAGCUCAACAAUGGAUCUCUCCACCACCAAGACGACGACGACGACGCUGUCGCCGGGACUCCCAGGACCAAGCAAGCCAUCAAGGCCCUCACUGCCCAGAUCAAGGAUAUGGCAUUGAAGGCCUCGGGAGCCUACAAAAACUGCAAGCCCUGUUCGCGGUCCUGCACUGACAACCGUCACCAAAACUAUGCCGACUCCGAUGCCAACUCGGAGUCAGCGAGUUUCCAUGGCUCGUACAGGCGGACGGGGAGAUCCAAUUCGACCCCGAGGCUAUGGGGGAAGGAGAUGGACAGUAGACUAAAGGCGCUUUCGAGUGGGGAAGGGACGCCAGCAUCAGUGAGUGGAAGGACGGAGUCCGUUGUGUUAGUGGAGGAAGAUGAGCCUAAAGAAUGGGUGGCACAAGUGGAACCUGGUGUGAUCAUCACUUUUGUUUCUUUGCCCCAAGGAGGAAAUGAUCUCAAACGUAUUCGAUUCAGUCGUGAGUUAUUUAACAAAUGGCAAGCUCAAAGGUGGUGGGCAGAGAAUUAUGACAAGGUCAUGGAAUUAUACAAUGUCCAAAGGUUCAAUCAUCAAGCAGUCCCCCUUCCAACCCCGCCUAGAUCUGAAGACGAGAGCUCAAAGGUCGAAUCUGCUAGGGACAGUCCUAUGACUCCCCCAUUGAGCAAAGAGCGCCUACCCCGCAACUUCCACCGGCCAAUAGGUAUGGGGUACUCUUCAUCAGAUUCACUUGACCAGCAUCAUAUGCAAUCACGUCAGUACUGUGAAACCAGUGGUCUAGCUUCAACACCUAAACUUUCCAGCAUCAGUGGGGUGAAAACUGAGACAUCAUCUAUAGAUGGUUCUGUAAGGACUAGUUCAGAGGCAGAUCGCUCAGGAGAGUUUUCAAUUAGCAACGCCAGUGAUAUGGAGACCGAAUGGGUUGAACAGGAUGAACCGGGAGUGUACAUCACUAUCAGAGCAUUGCCAGGUGGCGCUAGGGAGCUUAGACGUGUCCGAUUCAGCCGAGAAAAGUUUGGCGAAAUGCAUGCAAGAUUGUGGUGGGAAGAGAACAGGGCCAGGAUCCAAGAGCAGUACUUAUGACUUAGAAGUUAGCACAGCUUCGAGGUGGUGGCUCUUCUAUUAAACAGCAGUAUGUUCAUAGGCGCAAUCUCGUCAACAAAGCUUUCGUUUAUCAACUAUGACCAAGUUACAUGACUUCAGUUAAAUAUAUCUAUGUGAACUGUGGAAUUUCUUUUUUCUUUUACGGAUGGAUAAUGUUAUUGGUUAUUCGUGGGAAUUCGGUGAAAGGGUGCAAAAAAUGGGGGCGACGAAAAAUGUUUACGGGGAAUGAAAUUUGAUCUAUAAAGGCAUAUACUUUUCAUCA
Pyrus x bretschneideri (Chinese white pear) is the source of this 1665-nucleotide messenger RNA. Its product is annotated as protein Brevis radix-like 3. Lineage: Eukaryota; Viridiplantae; Streptophyta; Magnoliopsida; Rosales; Rosaceae. The coding region runs from base 276 to 1382 and encodes 368 amino acids. The transcript is spliced from 5 exons. The record is from RefSeq and is a predicted model, not a curated record.